Messenger RNA from Opisthorchis viverrini, 3053 nucleotides. RefSeq lists its product as hypothetical. The record is from RefSeq and is a predicted model, not a curated record. The transcript has 15 exons. Bases 1 to 2985 code for a protein of 994 amino acids. Gene Ontology annotation, cellular component: cytoskeleton. Lineage: Eukaryota; Metazoa; Platyhelminthes; Trematoda; Opisthorchiida; Opisthorchiidae.
AUGGGAAUUUCGAAAACUCUGAAGGUUGAUGCCGCUUUAUUGGUGCCGUUACAAUUUGUAGAUUUUAUCAUCGUUGCUCAACCAAGUUGCGAUAUUCGGCCGAAAGCGCAGGUGCAAGAUGUUGCGUUUGAACCUGCUGGUAGAAAUGAAUCUACUUUGUCAUCUUCAAGUGCUUCUGGUGUCAUCGAGUUAAUCGAGAAUCUGCACGAUGAAAAGUUGGUUUCCAGCACCCAAGCUUCUCUUCUCAAAAAUAAAUACCUAAAAAUUUACAGGAUGCUUAAUGAUCUCGCUAACACGUGUUUCAGGUCCCGUGAUAGCGAAUUCCGAUUGGUUAAUCAGGCAAAACAAUAUGCAUUUGAACUUCGUAACCUUGAGGAGACACUUGCCAAGGCAGACAACUAUCCGGAGUCGUACAACACGCAAGCGGACAAACUGCGAAAAGAGCUGCUCACCGCGGAAAAUCAACUUCUGUGCUGCGAAGGAAGAUGCGAUGAACUUGGCUACAUUAUUGAAGGAUUAAGAGAUGAAGAGAGAAUGUUGAGACGCGAAUGCAAGAGAAAGCCAAAAGGAGAGGAGCUUGAAACUCAGCGAAUUCAACUCGAGCGAACCAUUGAGGAAUUACAAGCAGAGAAACUAAAACAUACAAACGAUGGAAAGCAUUUGAUUCAAACUCUCAGAGAAGAACGGGAUGCACUUGCAGAAGAAGAACAACUGGCCAACAAUACCUACGAGCAGCUGCAAUCCUUGAAGGACGAAUUGAGUGGUACAAAUUCAGUGCCUAUUCGGUGCCAGAAAAAGUGUGCGAAGAUUGAGAAGCAACAAUUGGAGGCGAAACAGCUUUUUGAUGAUUCAGUCGCUGAACAUAGCCGUCUGCAGGAGGAAUUGGACACACUGGAUUCUUGCCGAGUACAGCUGGAAAUGGAAAGUGCCAAGCUGAGCAGACAGUAUGCCAAAAGGCACAGAAAAAUCUACGAUAUGCAAUCAGAUUACGACGCAGCUACAGUUGAACUAGAAGAGGCGCAGCAGAAGGCCGCUGAAUAUGCACUACAGAAAACUGAAAUGGAAUUGAAUAUGAAGCACUUGAGGAGCGAGAGGAUGCGCCUGGGUGAGCAGCUAAAGUCCAUCACACGAGAACGCGACAAUGCAGUUCGCGGAGUCAGAAAAUCGGAAAUUGGCCUUCGAGGACUUCGUGAUGCUAUCAAGUUCCAGAAGGCCCUCUGCACGGAGAAGAAGAACGCCUGUGAACAGAUGAGGCAGAUGGGAUCCGAUAAGGAGUUGAUGAAGCGCCGUGCGCUGUUGCUCAAACAAGUGAUAGACAAACAAAAUGAGUUGAUUGGGCAAUGUAACCUGUCUGAAUCGGAAAAGAACAAUCUUGAGAGGCUACUAAAAACAGAGAGCAAACUUAAACAGCAGCUGGCCGAUUUGGUCACAGAAACGGUUGAACUGUCACGGUUGGCCACAGCCAAAGCUGAAGAGAGAGAGAUAAAGUCACGAGAACUUCAGACGGCGACUGUACGUUAUGCACGCAUUCGAGAUGAAAUCAAAUCAAAGGAACUGCAAAUUAUGGAAUAUGAGAAGUCACUGCGUAAUACGCAGAAACAACUAACGGAUUUCUCCAAUCUCUAUAAUGCGAUAAGAGAAGAGCGCAACAACUGCAUGAAUCUGAUUCAGUUGGCUCAACAAAAAAUGCAAGAGAUGCAAGAAAAACUCGGAAUGCGCACAAAUGACUUGAAGGUACUACAGAACACAUCAAGACGGACGGUGGAGUUGAUCGGCCAGCAACGAAUCAAAAUCAAAGAGGCUCUGCAUGAAAGGGAUCAGAUUCGACAAGAAUUGUCCAAACAGGUAUGCGUAAUGCGAGAUCACGAAACCAAACGGGACCAGCUUCAGUUGUCCAUUGAACAUGAAAACCUAACAAUACACAAGACAAAAGAUCAUAGAGCAAAGAUACAGAAUAUGAUUGGCCGUGCAAUAAAAGUGCGGAAUGACCGAGUAAACCAAUUGGUUGAAAGGAAUGAGGAAGUUUGUGUUUUGCAAGAGAAGAUUCGUCUGCAAGAAGAUGCCCUAGCAAAAGGGGAUUUGGAGCUUAAUCGGUUGGAUGAACAAUUGCGGUGGCUGGGACAAGAAAAACGUGACCUAGAGAACGGUAUUAUGGUUCUCAGGAAGAAACUGAAACAGCGCAAGGAGCUGGAAGACGAAAUGUCAAAUAAGCAAGUUCAGUUGGCAAUGCUGCAAGACACAUCACGUCAAAUGGAACUAGCUGUGACGGACCCAACAGCCCAGAUAAGAGAUCCAAUCACAGGUGACCCGCUCCUGGAUGAUCCGGUCAUAUUCGGCACAGCGGCUAGCGGUGUACUGGUACCCGUGAAACGACUUCGAGAAGUGAGAAAUCGGGAGCCGGAUCCCACACAACUGCGAGUAAAGAUUGACGCUAUUCAGGUCCAGCUACUGGUACGAGAACGCAAAUUGCUCGAGUGCGACUUACUGUUGCAGGCCGUGAAUCGGCUUGUAGCCAACUUACAGGGUCAAGCUGCAAUAGGAAGAGAUACAACACUCAAACUGGCCAAAAAGAUGAAUGAACGCCACACUGAUGUAGAACAGACCAACAAAAAAAUGAAAGCAAUGGUAGCGGAGUUGAACAUGUUAAGGUCAAUGGCAUUCAACCUUGAACGAGAAGUUAAAGAACUUCGAAUGCUCGUGCUGGACAUACAUCGUUCUAUGCAAAUGGGCGACUUUUCCUCAGGACACCUGAAACUUAUGUGGACAAAAGCACCGAAAAACAGAGAAAAUGUAAUGCAAAGACCAAAAAUUAUACAAACAACUCCGAGAUCCGAACGUCACAACACUUACUGCACACAAGAAGACACAGAAACCAAGAGAAAAGGAGAAACUGUUGACAAAACGCUCCCAUUUGGGACUCCAAAAUCCCUAUCACAAACGGAACCUGGUUCUAAAAAGCGUCCUACAACUCCACAAAGUAGCUGACGCAUAUUUGGUUCAGAUUUUGCCAGUUUCGUUCAGCACUUCAAGAAAGCGUUACAAAAAUUGCUCUG